Neoarthrinium moseri is the source of this 2994-nucleotide messenger RNA. RefSeq lists its product as uncharacterized. The record is from RefSeq and is a predicted model, not a curated record. Gene Ontology annotation, biological process: DNA alkylation repair; DNA repair. The transcript has a single exon. NCBI's taxonomy places the organism in Eukaryota, Fungi, Ascomycota, Sordariomycetes, Amphisphaeriales, Apiosporaceae. The coding region runs from base 1 to 2994 and encodes 997 amino acids. Gene Ontology annotation, cellular component: nucleus. Gene Ontology annotation, molecular function: dioxygenase activity.
AUGAACUUGCUACCCAUCGACCCGUCGCUCUUCCCCAAGCUGAGCACCAGGAGGGCUCUCUUGGUGGUCGAUGCCCAGAAUGACUUUCUGUCUCCAGACGGUGCUCUACAUGUCGGCGAUCCGGCCGAUCUUACCGGCCGGAUCACCCAGCUUGUGGACGAGUUCCGGCCGUAUGGAGAUAUCGUUUGGAUUGGGAGCGAGUACAGUCAGCCUCGGCCGGCCAAAAACGAGCAGAUCAUCACAUCAGACACACCGGCAUCAGGAAAUCGGAAGACUGCAUCUAGAGGCCGCAAACCACCACCGGCAUCGGGUGAGCAGUCGUUGUCCAGGUGCCCAGAGGCUUUUCUUUCCGGCCCGGCACCGGGAAGGCCGGAGUGCGUGCAGAAAGACACGGCAGGCGCGGAGUUCCCUCCCGAAAUCCAGAAACUCAUAGAGAAAAAGGACAUGUCCUUUACCAAGACGCAUUAUUCGGCUUUCAAGGUUCCGAGCCUUAUACAACGCCUCAGAAUGAAGUUUGUCAGUGAAGUAUUCCUCUGUGGCUCUCUCACGAAUAUAAGCAUUAUGGCAACUGCGAUAGAUGCUGGCAGCCAUGGACUUGACAUCGGCAUCGUCGAAGACUGCUGCGGUUACAGGAGCAGUGACCGCCAUAGCGGCGCUCUCAAGAAAAUACAGCAGACUACAGGUUGCGACAUCAUGUCUACUGAUGAAGUCCUGAAGCUGUUGAAGCCGAAAACGAAGCAGCUCCCCGCUACGGCGCCAACACCGAAUCCAACGGGCAGAAGAUACCCGGUGGUAUAUGAGGCCCGGCCCAGCAGCAGCGGCGACCAGGAGCUUUCGAAGAGCCCUCCAUCCUCUGCAUCGUCCAAUGUUGACUCAUCGCCUAUAAGUCCGCCGCUCGCUAGCGAGGCUAAUGCCGGUCUGCCGCCUAUAACAUUCACACGCGCCCGAACCGCUGCAGCGCGUGGGCGUCCAUCUCGGCCGCUUCCAGAUAUUGAACAACGCCUCAAUGGACAGAUUGCAAUCAUGGGCAACAUGCACGCGUCGCCUAACGACGAUUUGAAUGCAAGUUCCGGGGAUGACUCACAUGACGAUAGCACCGUAAAAGCUCCGCCAGCUGCUCAGCCUCAAAAUGGAAUCGGGUCUAGAAACAAAGGGAAGUCUUCGGAAACAAGGUGCAACCCGAAGAAUGAAGUUGGAGCAACCAAAGAGACUGGUAUUGAAUCGACUUUGAGCCGCUUGAACUUGGGGGGUGAUAAAGAUACGAGACCGUUGAAUGUUUCGGUUUCGCCUGUCAAUGAGAGUGCGCCUUUAGAACACCAGACAGAACCUACGACAAUUACUUGUGAACCACCAAAGGCUAGAUCACCGCCAAAGCCAUCGAACGGUCCCCCGAAUCCCAACCAGGAUAUUGGUACCAAAAUGGAAGACAGGCAAUUAACUUCGACCACGAGUGAGCCGUUGUGCGAAGGCGACACCAAGGUCCAUUACAAUGUCUUGCCCGAAGCACUUGCCGAGGGUAUUUUUGACAAACUACGAGAGGAAGUUCAAUGGCUGCGAAUGUCACACCAGGGAGGUGAAGUCCCUCGAUUAGUCGCUGUUCAAGGCGAGGUUGAUGAAAGCGGCGACAUUCCAGUAUAUCGACAUCCUGCAGAUGAGUCACCACCUCUGCUACCGUGGACGUCGACAGUGAAGGAUAUCCGUGAUGUUGUGGCAGAGAAGGUCGGCCACCCCCUGAAUCACGCGCUGAUCCAGUUCUAUCGAGAUGGCAGCGACUACAUAUCCGAACACAGUGACAAAACCCUGGAUAUCGCCAAGGGCAGUUUCAUUGUCAACGUCAGCGUAGGCGCCGAGCGGACCAUGGUACUCCGCACCAAGCGUCCCCCCAAACAGCACAACGACGAGCAGUCGCAGGCGGAAACCCCUACCGCAGCGGCACAAGGGACAAAGCGUGAGGCGCAGCGGGCCCGUCUGCCGCACAACUCCAUGUGUCAGAUGGGACUGCAGACGAACAUGCGCUGGCUGCACGCCAUUCGCCAGGACAAGCGCCUAGAUCGCGAAAAGACAGAGGACGAACUCGCGUAUGGUGGCGCCCGCAUCUCGUUGACGUUCAGGCAGAUAGGAACUUUCCUGGACCGAGACCAGAAGCUCAUAUGGGGCCAAGGGGCCAAGGCAAAGACGAGAGAAGAAGCUCGUGAAGUCAUCAAUGGACAGACGCCGGAGGCAGUUGAGAUGCUUAGAGCGUUUGGACGUGAGAACCAGUCUAGUGACUUCGACUGGGAUGAGUACUAUGGCAAAGGAUUCGACGUGUUGCAUAUUAUGGCCGCACACAGGCUGUUUACUUCCAGCGAUGCGGUAGCCAACGUGCGCGUGCAACUCAUGUUGACUGACUUGGGCAUUGGAUAUGCCAAAGGAAGCCUGGCGCCGGUAGACAUGAAGCCCAAGUCAGGCGAUCAACCGCCCGCGCCGAGCGACACCUCCAAUGAUCCGCUAAUCAAGUUCGUUGACAAUGGCCCGGGAAAGUCUACGGUCUUUGGUGACAUGGCCAUUAUGUUGUACCUUGACAGGUACUACGGGAAGGGCGCAGAGGGGACUGCGGCUGACCGAGCUGACACUGCCCGUUGGCUCACCAGAUUCCAGCAAGCCAUUGCUUUGGGCAGCGGAGGCCUGCCAGCCGAUGCCACAACACUUAGAGACCGCCUUACCGCCUGGGAGAAGUACGCCGAGGAAGCUGAUUUCAUAGCUGGGCAUUCCAUUUCGCUAGCAGACUACGCGUUCUGGCCUCUCCUGUAUACCACCCUCGGAUCGACUUGGAGGGACGAUCUCGCAUGGGCACCGAAUUUGAAAACAUAUUACGAGCGCAUCCGCGAUCGAGAAGUGGUUGUGAAGGUCUUUGGAAAGGACAAGGAGCAACGGAAACAGGAAGCAUCGCCGAAAGGUACACCAAAGAAAUCGGUCUCGGGGACGAGCAACUGUGAAAAGGAGACACCACCUUAG